AAAAAAAUAAGCUAACGUUGAGAAGAUCUUAAGCGUUGGGUUGAACAGACAGAGGCUUUAAAAUAAUAAAAUGAAGUCUACUUCUGUGCCCAUUAAUAAGCAAUUGUGUGCGGCACUUGGGUAUACACUUAUAAAACAGCAAUUUUUAAAUUGUUAAGUAAUUUACACAAACACAUGACCAAAAAGAAAAAAUAUUAAUAUAUUAAAUGAAUAACCAAAAACAAAUCAUGAUGUUUGCUCUGCUUUGGUUUUUUAUGCCUUCAAUUGACAUUGUGACGUUAAUCAUCGAUUUUGACAAAGCAAACAGUGGCUGUGAAUGGAGACUCGAAUGGACGGACAUUCAGUGUUGAUAACAAUAGACAAAAGGAGCACCAUUACACAUUGCGAUCGGCGACACACUUGUUGGUACCAGUAUAUAUUUUUGUAUGUAUGUUCGUAUAAAGUGCGAACGCCACCACAGCGGCUGCGGCAGGCUACGGUGACAGUGCAGUCCACAGUUACUUAUUUUUAUUAAUUUAUUUAUGUACAUCUGCCAUGUGUUGCAACGACUUAUUCAAGCAGAAAAAAACAUAAAGAAAGAAGAAAAAAGAUAUUUAGUUUUGAAAUUGCCUUCUCUCUUAUAUCGGUGUAGUACCUACGACGCAUUGUUGGUAAAUCACAAAAUCACUAACCCACAUGGGAAACAAGCGUCACAUGGUGAACGGUGCGAAAUUUUAUUUAAUUUUGAAGCCAUAAUUCAAAUAAUUGAGCAAGUGCACUUUCCAACGAACAUUCGUUUUAUCAAACGAUCAAAUGACGGUUACAAAGCCAGUUUUGAAAGCUUGUUUUUCAAACUACUCACAAUUCAAUGAUAAUAAAACACGUCUCAGGUGUUGAAUGGUUUAAGAAAUUCAUGUCGGUCAAGUUCAAACUGGAAGCUUUGGCGUAAACAUGAGCCCCCCGAAAAUGUUUCGGUGCAAAAUCAUAGGAGAUCGACAUAGCCCACCUGACCACCAACUGAACGAGGGCUUUAUAAAUAAUGGAUUUCACUACGAUGAUAUAGAUCACCCUUACAUCUACGACCAGUUUGAUGGUGACAUCGAUUACACCAUGACUAACUCACAUCACAAUUCCUAUGAGGAUAGUUUAGCCGAUCAGGAGGAGCAAAGAGAUGCGGAUCUGAGUAUGGAAAGAGAUAUACGAUGUCUGCCGGAUUUGCAAUUUUCUAUAUUGGAGUCGGAGUACGAUGAGGCCUUGAAUAUACCCGAUUCGGUGACCAUAAUUUCGGCUGGAGGUGAUAAGCCGGUGUUGGUGGAACGCAAGGACUGCACCGAUGAUGAUGAAUACGAUGAGGAUGAAGUGCAGCUGAGACGUCUCACGGAAAUACCUUUUACCAGAAUCUAUGCUCCUGGUGUCAAAUUUACCUCAUUUCAGCGUAAGGUGUUUAUGCCGGGCAUAGAGAUAAAAGUGCAAAUUAUCAAUGUGGAACGCAGUGUGACCACUCAUUUGCUCAAUCCUAACCUAUACACUAUUGAGUUAUCACAUGGCCCCUUUUCCUGGACCAUUAAAAGACGUUACAAACACUUUAGCAGCCUUCAUCAACAGCUGAGCAUAUUUCGCACCUCCCUCAAUAUUCCCUUUCCCAUGCGUAGCCACAAAGAGAAACGAGCCACCAUUAAAAAUGCUGCCAUACAAAUGGCUGACGAAUGUCGCAUUAUGGAACUGCAGAAGUCUUCCAGUUUUAAGCAUACGGCCAACAAUGGACAUGGCACCUCAAUGACCAGCCAACCUCAAUCCCUGCCCAUGACUCCCAUACAAAAUAAUAAACUUACCCUAUCCUCAAGUAUGGGACGUGGCAGCACACGCCGCAAGAAAAGGAAAAAACGUAAACUGCCACGUUUUCCACAGAGACCGGAGUCACUGGUCACCGCUGAAUCCAUGCAUCUGCGUAUGGACCAAUUACAAGAUUAUCUGUAUAAUCUAUUGAAUAUAAGUCUGUAUAGAAAUCAUCACGAAACGCUAAACUUUGUGGAAGUCUCAAAUGUCUCCUUCGUUGAUGGCCUGGGCAUUAAGGGCAAGGAAGGUGCCAUUCUUAAACGCACUGGCUCUACGCGCCCCGGCCAAGCUGGCUGCAACUUUUUUGGUUGCUUCCAACAAAAGUGCUGUGUGCGCUGCAACUAUUUUUGUUCCGAUGUUGUCUGCGGAAAGUGGCGUAGCCGUUGGUUCUUUGUCAAGGAAACCUGCUUCGGUUAUGUGCGUCCCUCGGAUGGUGUCAUUAGAGCUGUGAUAUUGUUUGACAUGGGUUUCGAUGUCUCCACGGGCAUUUAUCAAACGGGCAUGCGCAAAGGUCUGCAGGUGUUGACCAACAAUAGGCAUAUCAUCUUAAAAUGUUGGACUCGCAGAAAAUGCAAAGAGUGGAACGAAUACCUCAAACAAACCGCCAAUACCACAGCCCGUGAUUUUACUGCCCCCAAUCCACACAACUCCUAUGCUCCCGAAAGAUCCAACAUAGAGGCUCAAUGGUUUGUGGACGGCUGUUCCUACAUGUCCAUGGUGGCCGAUGCCUUGGAAGCUGCCACCGAGGAAAUCUAUAUAGCCGAUUGGUGGCUAAGUCCGGAAAUCUAUAUGAAAAGGCCUGUGAUUGAUGGUGACUACUGGCGUUUAGAUAAGAUUCUAUUGCGCAAAGCCCAGGAAGGAGUCAAAGUAUUUGUAAUGCUCUACAAGGAGGUGGAAAUGGCCUUGGGCAUAAAUAGUUACUAUAGCAAGCAGAAAUUGGUCAGUUUGCAUGAGAAUGUGAAGGUAAUGCGUCAUCCUGAUCAUGCCAGAGCUGGGGUAUUUUUCUGGGCCCAUCAUGAGAAAAUCGUGGUGGUAGAUCAGACCUAUGCCUUUCUUGGUGGCAUUGACCUAUGCUAUGGUCGUUGGGAUAACUAUCGACACCGUCUUACGGAUUUGGGUAGUAUAUCCACAGCCUCAGCUUCGGGCAGCACUCGCAGGCAGGGAGGAUUUUUCAAUAGGGAAGAGGUGGACUCGGCCUUUGGCUCACAAAAGUCUUCGCGUAAUACCAACACCGAGGUACAGACAGCCGAACAGCAGCAGGUGCAAAGUGAAAUGAGUGAGGAUCGCCUUGAUCUGCCCUCAUUGAUGCCGGGCGACAAACUUGUGAUACCCAGUAUGAUACCCAUACCUUUGGCUGAUUCCGUUCCCCUGGAGGGUAUGAAGCUUAACACUCCCGAAAUGGAGCGUAAAAAUGUGCUGCAAAAUCUUAAAGAUAAUGCCAUGAAAAAGGGCAAGGUCUUGGUUAAUCGUCUGACCAUGACCGAGGGUGACAAAACUCCCGAUAUCAUCAAAGAUCCCAAGCAAUUGGUUUUCACCGUCCAAGAACUGGAGGAGUCACGCAAAGCCUGUCUCGAGGAUGCCACACCCUUUCAAACUGACAUACUGCAAGAUUUCUAUGGUCAGGCCAAGUAUUGGUUUGGCAAGGAUUAUUCCAAUUUCAUUAUGAAGGAUUGGAUGAAUCUGGAUGCUCCUUUUGCCGAUAUGAUAGAUCGCACCACCACGCCACGCAUGCCUUGGCAUGAUGUGGGCAUUUGUGUGGUGGGAGCAUCAGCACGUGAUGUGGCGCGUCACUUUAUACAACGUUGGAAUGCCAUGAAGCUGGAGAAGAUGCGUGACGCCCACUCAUUUCCCUAUCUAAUACCAAAGAGUUAUAAACAAAUCAAAUUAAAUCCAAAUAUUAACCUCAAAAGAACGCAUCGAGUGUCGUGUCAGCUGCUGCGCAGUGUUGCCUCAUGGAGUUGUGGUUUCAUCGAACAGGAUCUGGUGGAGCAGAGUAUACACGAUGCCUACAUACAGACAAUAACAAAGGCACAACAUUAUAUUUACAUAGAGAAUCAGUUCUUUAUAACGAUGCAAUUGAGUGCCACCCCGGGAUGGAGUAAUGUGCGCAAUCAGAUUGGAGAGGCAUUGUUCAAUAGGAUACUGAGGGCACACAAGGAACGCAAAGUAUUCCGUGUCUAUGUGAUUAUGCCAUUGCUGCCUGGCUUUGAAGGAGAUGUCGGCGGCAGCAGUGGCAAUGCCGUUCGAGCCAUAACACAUUGGAAUUAUGCCUCUAUAUCACGAGGCAAAUCGGCUAUUCUGGUGCGUCUCAAAGAGGUUGGCAUUAAAAACCCUGAGCAGUAUAUAUCAUUUCAUUCGUUGCGUACAAUUUCGGAGCUGAAUAAUACACCCAUAACCGAAUUGAUUUAUGUACAUUCUAAACUCCUUAUAGCGGAUGAUCGUGUGGUCAUCUGUGGUUCGGCCAAUAUCAAUGAUAGAUCAAUGAUAGGCAAACGGGAUUCUGAGAUAGCUGCCAUUAUAACGGACAAUGAAUUUGAGGAUGGUCGCAUGAAUGGCAGAAAAUAUCCUAGCGGAGUAUUUGCUGGACGUCUUAGGAAAUAUUUGUUCAAAGAGCAUUUGGGUUUAUUGGAUCCCGAUGCCGAUCGCAUGCAAAUAGAUGUUACCGAUCCUGUGGCUGAUAAAUUUUGGAAUGCCACCUGGAAGCGUAUUUCGACACGCAAUACCGAAAUCUAUGAUGAGGUAUUCAAAUGCAUACCCAACGAUAAUAUCAAAACAUUUGCCAAUUUACGUAAAUAUCAAGAAGAAAGUCCUCCCCUAUGUAAAACAGAUCCUGAUGUGGCCUUCAAGAGGAUAAUGAAUAUUCAGGGCUCCAUAGUGGAUCUGCCUUUGGAUUUUCUUAACAAAGAGGUGUUGACACCGCCUGGCACCAGUAAAGAAGGUUUAAUACCUACCUCGGUUUGGACUUAGUUCACAUAAAGAUAUAUCAUUAUCUUUCACUGUUUUAAUAUUUAUUAAAUGGUUAUUUUUUUUUUUGUUUGUUAUUUUUGUAAAUACUAUUAGAUGUAUUUGUUGUAGGCAUAUCUAAAUUAGGUCUAUAAUUUAAGUUGUUAUCAGUCUUCACACAGUCAAUCAGUUAGUCAAGAUAAGGAGAGUAUCAUUCCAAUGUGUUCAGCAUGAAUGCACAAAUGUUUAAAUGCAGUAUUUUUUAGUGAAAUCCAACUACAUAUAUACAUACAUUUAUAUAUAUAUAUACACACAUACACAUAUACAAAUUUAUUUGUAUAUUUUAUCAAUAUGUAA
Stomoxys calcitrans (stable fly) is the source of this 5115-nucleotide messenger RNA. RefSeq names its product phospholipase D2 (gene Pld). Gene Ontology annotation, molecular function: phosphatidylinositol binding; D-type glycerophospholipase activity. Lineage: Eukaryota; Metazoa; Arthropoda; Insecta; Diptera; Muscidae. Gene Ontology annotation, biological process: cell motility; phosphatidic acid biosynthetic process; intracellular signal transduction. The coding region runs from base 931 to 4782 and encodes 1283 amino acids. The record is from RefSeq and is a predicted model, not a curated record. The transcript is spliced from 10 exons.